Molecule: messenger RNA, 1291 nt
Organism: Saccostrea cuccullata (small rock oyster)
Lineage: Eukaryota; Metazoa; Mollusca; Bivalvia; Ostreida; Ostreidae
Product: zinc finger protein-like 1
Exons: 6
Coding region: 40-1128 (362 amino acids)
Cellular component (GO): Golgi apparatus
Source: RefSeq, a predicted model, not a curated record
AAAAAAUUCUCAAAUCGUAGUUGCUAUCGUUUUAGAAGGAUGGGGCUCUGUAAAUGUCCCAAAAAGAAAGUUACGAAUCUCUUCUGCUUCGAACAUAGAGUAAAUGUUUGUGAGAACUGUUUGGUGGCAAACCAUGCAAAGUGUGUGAUCAAGUCUUAUCUGCAGUGGUUACAAGACAGUGAUUACAACCCAAAUUGUAGCUUGUGUCACCAAUUACUAAACGAUGAACAGUAUGGAGAUUGUGUUAGAUUGACUUGUUAUGAUAUUUUUCACUGGCCCUGUCUGAACCAAUAUGCCCAGCAAUUCCCUGCCAAUACAGCACCUGCUGGCUAUACAUGUCCCACCUGCAGUGCUGGAAUCUUUCCUCCAUCCAACAUGGUGUCACCGGUGGCAGACAAACUAAAAACACUCCUCUCCACAGUGAACUGGGCCAGGGCAGGCCUGGGAUUACCACUGAUAGAUGAACCCCAAGAGCUAGUCCUCCCUCCCCCACAGGAGACCCCUCCACUGACUCAGAGUACCCCACUAAAGUCCGAGGCCACAUUACCCACACAGAACACUCUACAGAAAUCUGGCAGCGUUCCAAGUCAUGUGACCACUCCUUACUCCACAGGAUUUUCGAGCACACCAGCUGCUUCUCCUUACCCCUUAGGGGCCUCACCAAACCCCCAGAUGGGGAACUCUUACUCCCCCGUGUCACCUCCCAACUACAACAACAGACCAAGUGCGCACGUUCCCCCUAAUCAGCACAGUGUGAUCAGCGUGGACGAGGGGACCUCAGCCAGGGGCCAGGAUAAACUCUCAUUUGGAGAUCCCAGAAAGUUAUUUGAUUCCACAAAAGAAGACACAAAUUCCAUAUUUAAUACAUCACAGGACCAUGAUGAAAAUAAAUAUAGAAGAAGAUCUGCUAUGGAGUGGCUCACCAAAUGGCUGAAGUCCCGAGAGAGUAAACAUGGGAAGAAAGAUCCCCUGACUUUAAGGAAGCGUUUUCUGAUGGUUUUAUUAAUUGGGGUGAUAGGAUUUUUGACAAGUAUUGUGAUAUUCUCAAAACUAGGUCGAAGUGACGUUGACGAUGACCCGUUUGCAGGAAAUCCUCAAGUGAGAGUGAUAGAUAACAUUCUUGAAUAAUAUGUCUGACACUAAAAAUGUUUAUCUGUUUUAACUUUUUAAUAGAAGUCAACAAAUACAUGUAAUUUGUAUACACAUUGUUAUCUGAAGUGAAAAUUAUUGGUUAUUUUUAUUAAGACUUGGUGAAUUAUUUUUUAAAUGAGUUGUAUUUAACAGAUUUAUC